AUGGACACGUUCCUGCUCCGGCUCCGUUUCCGCCUCCUCCUGCUGCUGCUCCUGCUGCUGCUGCCCCCGGUGGCGCCAGAUGAUGACUGUCCUGAAUGCAAUGGCACCGAGAACAGCGAAACGGACUGCAUGUGCAAGAUUGACGGCAAACUCAAGAUGAAUAUCCACCCCACCGCUACCGGAGACAAGUGGGAGGACCAGGAUGGCACAGCGAUUACUGGCGCCACCGCCAGGUGCACUUUGGAAGCCGAGAAGAAACACCUGACGCUCGAUCCAGUGAAAGCUGCGGAUGCCAACAAGGUCUACAAGGCCACCUACAACAGUAAUUCCAAGACCCAGAAGUUCAAAGUCAUCCCUUUGGUCGUGUGUGACACCAACAACCAGCAGUGCACCGUGCCGCAGGGCCAAAACGUCCGAUUGAAGGCUGCCGACCCGAACCACAAUUGGUACUUAAACAACGCCAAGAAAGGCACAACUUCCAACUUCGACAUCCUCGGCGUGACUACGGCCAACAGCGGGAAGUACGAGGCCAAAGACGCCAACUCAGUCGUGAAGAACUCCAUCGACCUUGUUGUAGUGCCCCCCACCCCAAAGCCAGUGGCCGCCAAGCCAAAGCUAGUGCCCGCCGAUUCAAACGACUCAACCCCCCGCGGCGAGUCUGGCCGCCAGCUUAAGGUCAAAGCCAGCAGCGACGGCCCUGCCAAGGUGGGCGCCGAAUGGAGCCUGGAGUGCGUGGUCACCCAGAACAACACCCGCGUCACCCACUUCGCCUGGUUGAAGGACGACAAAGAGAUGGUUGGCCAAACGGGCGCCAAAGUCGUCUUUGCGGCCCUCAAGGCCAUGGACGCGGCCAAAUACAGAUGCAAGGCCGGCGACGACGAGUCCCUCAACUACGACUUGACAGUUGUUGGCAGCGGUGCCGUGGCGCCGUCCUCCUCGCUGCUGCUGACGCUGAGCCUGCUGCUCGGCCUCCUGUGCUGCUAG
Syngnathus typhle (broad-nosed pipefish) is the source of this 984-nucleotide messenger RNA. Its product is annotated as limbic system-associated membrane protein-like. Lineage: Eukaryota; Metazoa; Chordata; Actinopteri; Syngnathiformes; Syngnathidae. The transcript has 5 exons. Bases 1 to 984 code for a protein of 327 amino acids. The record is from RefSeq and is a predicted model, not a curated record.